AUGUCUCUUAUUUUUUUCGUGCUCGUCGUGUCCGCGCUUUUGGAAACUGCUCUUGCUAAAACCCGCUUGUUUGAAUGGAAUGUCACAGACAUAGAUAAUUUGGACGUUGAUAAAUCAGGCCAUCCUCGCUGGGUUAUGGGUGUCAAUAACCAAUGGCCCAUUGAACCACCGGUCGUCGACUAUGGCGACCAAGUGAUCAUCAAAAUGAGCAAUCAUCUCCGCGACAAUCGAACUUGUAGCUUGCAUUCCCAUGGCAUGUUUCAGCGCCAUAAUGGUUAUAUGGAUGGUGUUCCACAAAUGACUCAAUGCUCUAUCCCUGCUGGCUCUACCUUUUACUACAAUUUUACUGCUGUCCAAAACGGUACUUAUUGGGUCCACUCUCACGAUAUGAGUCAAUAUCCCGAUGGUCUUCGUACUUCAUUUGUUAUUAACAAUCCUAACGAGCCGUACGACUACGACGAGGAUUAUAUUAUCAGCUUGACCGACUGGUAUUAUGAACCCUUUUACAAACUCGUUCCUGAACAAUUCGUAACUUGGCACAACCCAACCGGUGCGGAACCUGUCCCCGACACCGGCCUCAUCAAUGAUGGCGUUAACUCUACCUUCAAAAUGGAACCGGGAAAAACGUAUCGAUUCCGUUUUGUCAAUCUGGGCGCAUUCAACAACUAUGACAUUAUGCUCGAGGAUCACAACAUGACCAUCAUCGAAGUCGAUGGUGAAUACACAAAUCCUCAAGAAGUAUCCUCUAUUCACAUAACCACUGCUCAACGUUACAGUGUUCUCGUGACAGCUAAAAAUUCCACCGACCGUAACUAUGCCAUGACCGCUUAUAUGGACGAAUCCCUCUUUGAUCAAGUCCCUAAAAAUUAUAAUCCAAACGUAACCGCUUGGCUCUCAUACAAUUCCGAAACCACUUAUAACUACGCAACCCCUGUCGAUGAAAUUGACAGCUAUGAUGAUGCAGAGUUACAACCUUUGUACGAUGUUUAUUGGGGAGAGGCCGAUCACAACGUCUCUCUCUGGUUUGAUUUCUUUACCCUUGGAGAUGGAGCAAGCUAUGCUGAAAUCAAUGAAAAAUCAUUCAAAUACCCAAAGGUUCCUGGCCUUAUGAUCGCCAAUUCUACUAACUAUGAUGAUUACAACACGAAACCCGUCACCUAUGGACCCUAUACCAAUGCCUUUGUAUUCGAUUACAAUCAAACUGUUGACGUUGUUAUCGAUAACCAUGAUACCGGCAAACAUCCUUUCCAUCUACAUGGCCACGUUUUCCAAGUUUUAGAACGAGGUGAAGAGAACGCUGGUGAAUAUAGCGACCAAACCGAGCAUAAAGUCUACGACCAUCCUGUUCGCCGUGACACCAUCGAAAUUCCUCCCGUAAGUUUUGUUCGUCUUCGCUUUUUGGCUGACAAUCCCGGUGCUUGGCUUUUACAUUGUCAUAUAGAAUGGCACAUGGAAAGUGGUUUGGUUGCAACAUUUCUGGAGGCACCCGAUCGAGUCCCCGAAAUAACUGCUCCCGAAUUUGUCCGCCAUCAGUGUGUGAUGCAAAAUAUUGAUAUUUCAGGUAACGGUGCUGGAAACGCUUACAAUAUUUCCAAUUUGACUGGCGCUCCUGCUCCUCCCGGUGAAAUGCCUGCUGGCUGGACAUCAAAAGCCAUCGCCACAAUGGCCAUGUGCGUUUUAUCAGCUUGUAUUGGUAUGGGAAGUAUAAUCUUUUAUGGCAUGCAAGUGCAUCCUUUGCCCACCGAGGAGCUUGACGAUGAAGAAGAUAUCAAAGCAGCUGCAGAAGAAAAUGCAGCAAAAUUAAUGAUACCCCCGUCUGACAUGUAA
Schizosaccharomyces osmophilus is the source of this 1827-nucleotide messenger RNA. It is a transcript of the gene fio1, whose product is annotated as plasma membrane iron transport multicopper oxidase Fio1. Gene Ontology annotation, cellular component: high-affinity iron permease complex. The transcript has a single exon. The record is from RefSeq and is a predicted model, not a curated record. The coding region runs from base 1 to 1827 and encodes 608 amino acids. Gene Ontology annotation, biological process: reductive iron assimilation; cellular response to iron ion starvation. Gene Ontology annotation, molecular function: copper ion binding; ferroxidase activity. Lineage: Eukaryota; Fungi; Ascomycota; Schizosaccharomycetes; Schizosaccharomycetales; Schizosaccharomycetaceae.